Molecule: messenger RNA, 3297 nt
Organism: Ahaetulla prasina
Lineage: Eukaryota; Metazoa; Chordata; Lepidosauria; Squamata; Colubridae
Gene: PAOX
Product: polyamine oxidase
Exons: 7
Coding region: 1055-2605 (516 amino acids)
Molecular function (GO): polyamine oxidase activity
Source: RefSeq, a predicted model, not a curated record
CAGCGAUAACUCUAGAUAACUCAAUGUCUGAACCCGGAAGGGUUGUUUCUGCAUAGCUUUUAUACAUUUGUUAUCAGGACAUAAAUCAGGAUACAAAUUCAAUAGCAAUUGUUACCGUAUAUGGUUAGAACAAAGACCGAACAAUGCAGAAGAGCUGAAGGCCGCUAUUGAAGCAUCCUGGUCUUCCAUAAGACCUCAGCAGUGCCACAGGCUGAGAGCAUCCAUGCCAGGCCGCAUUGAGGCAGUAAGUGAUGCAAAAGGGGCCCAAGCCAAGUACUGAGUACAUAGGCAUGCUUAUACUUUUCAGAGGUCGGACAUUGUUCUAUGUAAAAUCCUCGUUUUAUUGACUUCAUGUAAUAUUCUAAUUUUCUGAGAUUGUGAAUUUGGGGUUUUCAUGAGCUGUCAGCCAUAAUCAUCAAAAUUACGAGAAAUCAAGGCGUGAACUAUCUCGCUUUGCAUGUACUGAGUCGAUCUCAUAUAUUAGUUUCACCUUUUAAGUUGCAUUACUGAAAUAAAUGAACUUUUUGCACGAUAUUCUAAUUUUUCGAGUCUCACCUGUAUACCUCCCCCUUGAUGGGUGACUUGGUAUUUUCCCAUUAUUACUUCGGUCAAAGACUAAUUACUUUAUUGUUCUACUUUAAGAUCACUGGAGUCCCUGGCCUGUAUCGCACCUGCCAGGCUGAACUCCUUAAAGCCACCUGGGACCAGAUUGUCCUAAGAGCCAGCCAGGAAAAGGCUGCUUUGUUUUCUUGCAAAACCCAUCCGGAGCCCUUUUUAUUAUUUAUAUUUUAUUUUAUUAUUUUACUUUCUUUUUCAUUAUUUUCUUUUAUUUUCCCAUUUAUUGCAGCCCCCCCAUCUCACAAAAGGAGGGACCCGGGCGGCGCGCUUUGAGUCCAAUUCUCUCCCGUCUCCCGUCCGCCUCUCUCUCCUCUCCGCUCCGCCCCGGCUUUUGCGCGGCGCCCGAGCGGCCCGGGAGCGCUUAGCCGAGCGGAGCCGGGACUCGCCCUGCACCACCGCCGGCCAGGGAGGAGCGUCGGUCGGGUGCUCGGGCUGCAUGGCGGGAGCCGGAGCUCCGAGCGGGCCGCGGGUGCUGGUGGUGGGCGCGGGGGCGGCGGGGCUGGGGGCGGCGCAGCGGCUCCUCCGGGGCUCCCGCCGCUUCUCCGCCCACCUGCGCCUGCUGGAAGCCUCGGGACGCGCCGGGGGCCGCAUCCGCAGCGCCCACUUCGGAAAGGGCGUGGUGGAGGUGGGUGCGCAGUGGAUCCACGGCCCUUCCAAGGAAAACCCCGUCUUCCAGCUGGCAGCGGAGGCCGGCUUGCUCGACCAAGAUGCUCUGUCGGAAGAAAACCAGCGGGUGGAAGUGCAGGGGCAUCCGGCAGGGCCCUUCGCCUGGUAUUCCAGCCAGGGCCGGGAGCUGAACCCCGAGGUGGUGGAUUCCAUGGGGAGCUGCUUUUCGGGUCUUCUGGAAGAAGCCCGGGCCUUCAUGCACGUGGAUCACCCCCCGGUGCCCAGCGUGGGGGAGUACCUGAAAAAGGCCAUAGCCCGGAAGCUGGAAGAAUCGCCCGACGACGAAGAGACCAGGCGCCUCAAGUUGGCCGUCCUGCAGGCUUACUUCAACCUGGAGUGUUGUGUGAAUGCGACCGACAGCCUGGACGAGUUGGCUCUGGGGCCCUUUGGGGAGUACAUCAUGCUCCCUGGCCUGGACUGCACCUUUCCCGACGGUUUUCAAGGUCUCACAGACCACAUCAUGGCGUCUCUACCCAAAGGCAUUGUGCUGUUUGACAAGCCGGUGAAGACAAUCCAUUGGGGAAGGUCCAACUUGGAGGAGGGCUCCACAGGCCGGCUCUUUGGCGUGCAGGUAGAAUGUGAAGAUGGAGAAAUGUUCUUGGCAGACCACGUCAUCGUUACGGUGCCUUUAGGUUUCCUCAAAGAACACCAGGAGUCUUUUUUUUGCCCUCCUCUCCCAUCCCAGAAGCUGGAAGCAAUACGACAUUUGGGUUUUGGGACUUCCAAUAAAAUUAUUUUGGAAUUUGAACAACCAUUCUGGAAGCCGGACGCUGAAAUAAUUGAGGUGGUGUGGGAAAACAAGUCCCCACUAGAGGAGCGUCCUGCUGAUUUGAGAAACACCUGGUUCCAGAAGAUUGCUGGCUAUGUUGUUCUCCAGCCCCCUGAGAGGCACGGCCAUAUCCUUUGUGGCUUCAUCGCUGGAAGAGAAUCUGAAUUUAUGGAAACCCUGUCAGAUUCUGAAGUUCUUACAACUUUGACUCAAAUAUUUCGUAAAACAACAGGAAAUCCACAACUGGCUCCUCCGAAGAAUAUACUGAGAUCUAGAUGGCAUAGUGAACCUUACACCAAGGGAUCCUACAGUUAUAUAGCUGUAGGAAGUUCUGGGGAUGACGUUGAUCGCCUUGCUCAGCCCCUCCCGGAGGACACCUCUGACUCCAAGGUCCUGCCCCAGCUUCUCUUUGCCGGGGAGGCCACCCAUCGCUCCUUCUUUUCCACCACCCACGGGGCCUUGCUCUCCGGCUGGAGAGAAGCAAACCGCCUCAUCCAUCUCUACGACUCGCUCCUGGAGGCUCCGCCUGCCAGGCUGGAAGUUGGCAAGUGACACAGCAGCGCCUUUUUCUCUGCUACUUUUCUCACCAAAGAUCAGAAAACGGUUGGGAAUUCUUUUAAUUAGUCUGAUGAGGUUCCAGGAAUCUUUGCUCUGGAGUUAAUUACUGGGAGUAUUUUUGUCCAGAUAUGACAACACUAAUAUCCCAACGGUGUGCCUUAUCCCGUCUAAAUAACCUUCUGCUUAUGUCGCUAUUUCUACCUCAUCUGUUCCUAAAAUGCUCCUGAAGUCACCACCUAUCAUGGAAAAUGAGCCGACACCUUUAACUGCACUGGCUAAAUUUAUACAAAGCAUUAAGCCACAAAUUAGGAAACCAUAUUUUGGCUCACUGAGUCACUGAUACAAGCAUUUUAAGCCAUUUUGGGAAUUAUUUGGCAUUGACUUAUUACAUGAAAGAACCUAGUCUGUUUGUAAGUCUAGUUUAUAGCUUGGUCUGUUAUACCAAUGUGAUGAUGUGAUAAGCUAUGGAUUUCCAUUCUGCACGAACCCACCUACUGUCUUAAACGUACUUUUUACAAUACUCCCACUAUGCUGCCAAGGUGUGUCUGCAAAUUGUCUUCUCACACUGUGCUGAGCAAUGUACGUGUGUCUGUGUUGCCUAAUCCGCUUGUAUGAAUCCAGUCAUUUUAACUCUGAUCUGUUUGAAACAUCUUCAUGGAUUAUAAAGUUGAUUUGUUUGAGAGAAA